CUAAGCGUACCAUCAGAUGUAGUCAUGUCAUUGCUUCGUGCAGAAAUAACCAAGUUAGGACAAAAUAUCUGUUAGGACACUGUCCACCCUAUCUAUAUCUACAUCGUAUUAAUACGUCACGAGCCUGAUUCGUGAUCUAAGUGCAAUAAACUGCAACAGUAUCCUGUUGCGUUCCAUCGCUGCAACAUCGCGCUGAAACCAAAACAACCAAUUGUUUAUAGUUUUAAUGUGGAUAUUUAGUUCGUGGAAGAAGGCGGCAUCGUAUAGCCGGCUAUUUUGGUUCGGCCUUGGAUCUUGCGCUUCAACAUGAGUGAUAAUAAAGGUGUGCGGCGAGUGAAUGAAGAUCUAGCUCGUGAAAGGGCAAAUUGCAGUUUUGAUGUGCGAGAGAUCACAUUUUUGCUAGAUGGAGGAGAGAAUAAUACGAUUACGAGGAAAAAAAUUGAGGACUUCACUCUUACUGAUGAGCUCCUAUCGGACAAGGUUCCUGACGAAUGCUUGUCUCCAAAAGAAAAAUACGAGAAUGCGGUCAGAAAGUCAUGUCUGUUUGGCAAACUGGUAAAGGAUAAGCUCCUAGAAUUCGGUGGACUGGAAACAUUUGGCCCAAACUCGUUUGUUUUACGUCGCAUAGCGGAUGCGUUCUUCAAGGAAAUAUCGCCUUUAUUACUACACUUGGGCAUGUUCGUGCCCACCAUCCUGGGACAAUGUACUGCUGAGCAGCAAUCAGAGUGGCUACCGCGAGCUCUGAGCAUGCAAGUCAUUGGCACAUAUGCGCAGACAGAGCUAGGUCACGGCACGUUUAUUCGAGGUCUGGAGACGACGGCGACCUAUGACCCUGAGACCGAAGAGUUUGUGUUGCACAGCCCCACGCUCUCUUCCUUCAAAUGGUGGGCCGGAGGACUGGGAAAAACAGUCAACCAUUGUAUAGUCGUGGCCCAGUUAUACACAAAAGGCCAAUGCCAUGGUACCCACCCUUUCAUAGUGCAGAUACGAGAUUUAGAGACCCACCAGCCUCUACCUGGCAUAAAAGUUGGGGAGAUCGGUCCCAAACUCGGUUUCAAUACCGCUGAUAACGGAUUCCUUGGUUUUGACAAAUAUAGGAUACCAAGAAUGAAUAUGAUGAUGAAAAAUGCACAAAUAUUGAAGGAUGGUACAUACGUGAAGCUCGAUAGACAUGGGAAAAUGACGUACGGCACCAUGGUCUUCAUCAGAGUAAUGGUGGUGAAUGAAGUGGCGUUCAACCUCGCAAAGGCAGCCACCAUUGCCGUGAGGUAUUCUGCUGUGCGGCGACAGUCUGAGAAAAAACCUGGUGAGCCAGAACCCCAAAUCCUGGACUAUGUAACGCAGCAACACAAGCUGUUCAUAUGCAUAGCGACUGCGCAUGCGCUACAACUGACCAGCGAUUGGCUAUGGCGGACAUUCAGCGGUGUCGUGACUGACAUAAAACAUGGCAAGACUGACAGCUUGCCUGAGUUCCAUGCCCUAUCAAGUUGUCUGAAGGCAAUCAGCACGUCGGACGCGGCGUUGUUGAUCGAGCAGUGUCGGCACUCGUGCGGCGGGCACGGGUACAUGAUGUCCUCCAACCUGCCCCUCAUCUACUCUUUCGUCACGGCCACCAGGACUUACGAGGGAGACUAUACCGUAUUGUUACUGCAGACUGCGAGGUUUUUAAUAAAAGCCUGGGAGCAAGCGGAGGCCGGCAAGCCGCUGACUCCUACUGUCUCAUAUUUGACAAAAUAUUUCAAAGAUGGUAGAGUACCUUGGGACAGCACUUCAGAAGGAAUUGUUAAUGCUGCGUACGGAGUCGCUGCCGGGAAGAUAUCAGCUUGCGUUAAAAGCAUAAGGAAUCGAGUGAAAACUGGCCUGAGCUAUGAAGAUGCCUGGGAUUUAACUACGGUACAACUUGUCGCUGCGGCCGAGGCUCACUGCCGAGCUGUGAUCUGCGACGUGUACCGAAGCGAGGCGGUGAGGCUGACGGAGCUGUCCAGCCCUAACGUCAGGGCGGUGAUGCGGCAGCUGACCACCUUGUAUUUACACUACUGGGCCCUCGAGAGGAUCGGGGAUUUGUUAAGGUACUCGGCUGUAUCUGAAGAAGACGUCGUCGCUCUGCAGCAGAAGUAUGAGGAGCUGUUGGCCCUGAUCAGGCCGGAUGCUGUUGGACUUGUCGACGCAUUCGACAUCCGCGACGAGAUCCUGAACUCGACCCUCGGCGCGUACGACGGUCGCGUGUACGAGCGUCUGAUGGAGGAGGCAUUGAAGAGUCCUCUCAACGCGGAACCCGUCAACCGCAGCUUCCACAUGUACCUUAAGCCGCUGAUGCAAGGGAAACUGUGAUAUUCUGACAUAUGUUAAUAAGUUAUUUUGUUACGUAUUUAAAUAAAUGGCUUGGAGGUGGCUUGCA
This is a messenger RNA of Manduca sexta (tobacco hornworm), 2398 nucleotides long. RefSeq names its product probable peroxisomal acyl-coenzyme A oxidase 1. Gene Ontology annotation, molecular function: fatty acid binding; acyl-CoA oxidase activity; FAD binding. Lineage: Eukaryota; Metazoa; Arthropoda; Insecta; Lepidoptera; Sphingidae. The transcript has 13 exons. The record is from RefSeq and is a predicted model, not a curated record. Gene Ontology annotation, biological process: fatty acid beta-oxidation using acyl-CoA oxidase; lipid homeostasis. Gene Ontology annotation, cellular component: peroxisome. Bases 307 to 2331 code for a protein of 674 amino acids.